This is a messenger RNA of Pieris napi, 5421 nucleotides long. RefSeq lists its product as uncharacterized. Bases 242 to 5308 code for a protein of 1688 amino acids. The record is from RefSeq and is a predicted model, not a curated record. Gene Ontology annotation, cellular component: RQC complex; cytosol. Gene Ontology annotation, biological process: rescue of stalled cytosolic ribosome; ribosome-associated ubiquitin-dependent protein catabolic process. The transcript is spliced from 20 exons. Gene Ontology annotation, molecular function: ubiquitin protein ligase activity; zinc ion binding; ribosomal large subunit binding. NCBI's taxonomy places the organism in Eukaryota, Metazoa, Arthropoda, Insecta, Lepidoptera, Pieridae.
CAAAAUAACUUUUCGUACGUAAUAAAAUAUUACCAUAUGUGAUAUGAUUGAAAAUUGAAAUUUGAAAUUACAACAAGAAAUCAAAUAUCUGUUAUGUGAUUUCGAAAUACCUAUCUGUCAGGAAUUGUAUUCAAGUAACCAAAAGAAUUUAGUUACGAGAACAUAUCAAUUAUCGAUAUUUCAUUCAUAGUUAAGACGUUCACCAGAAUUUUUUCAUUCAAGCCCUUGUUUUCUAGUAAACAUGGGUGGAAAAUCAAAACAAAGUCAAAGAACUAAAAAUAAUGCCAGACCAUCAAGUAGUGGGCGCAGUGCAGAAUUGCUUAAUAAUGUUAUAAAUACAGACUCUACAUUUGGAGCAUUAAGCACUGGAAAAAUGGUGCCUGCUCUGUUUCCAACGAUGACACCUAUAAAUGACAAUAUCUUAUCUAAUGAGUUUAUACUAGCCUUUAAAAAACUUAACAAAAAAGAUCCUAUAACCAGAAUAAAGGCAUUACAAGAGCUUUUGGAGUUGAUUAAUAAAAGUGAUAUAGAGGAGGUAGUGGCUGCUCUUCCUAAUUGGACUGUUUUUUACUUGAUGCUGACUGUUGAUAAUGAUAGAAAAGUUCGGGAACUUACACAGGCUUGCAAUGGAGCAAUAUUCAGCCGCAGCGGGCGCCGCGCCGCUCCGCACUUACGACGACUGUUGCCCGUGUGGCUGCUGGCAGUCCACGACGAUUACGGACCCUCGAGACAUACAGCCUCCACACAUCUCAAUAGUACUUUCCCGGGAGCAAAAUUGUCUGAAGCGAUAGCGUUUUGCAAGACAGAGAUAGUGGCACUCGUCCUGGACAACCUCAUCGGAAAUCCUGAAGCAAUUUUGAAUAAGAAGAUAGAGGCGCCGGAGGAGAGACAGGCGGCGGCGGCGCGAGUCAGGGCCGGCAGUCUCGGCGCCCUCGGCCUUCUGCUGCGGUCGCUCCCUCCGCACCUUCCACUGGACGCCGCGCUGCAGCCGCUGCUGUCGGCCGCCCCCUUCUGGAAGCUGCACGCGCACGACGACCAUCACGUCAGGGCGGCGUGGUUCGAAGCCGCGGGACGCCUCGUCGAGCGCGAGGGCGGGCGGCUGGGCGAAGCGAUCGGCGGGCGGCUGAGCGCGGCCAUCUUGGCGCAGCCCGAGAGGAGGCCCGACGUGGCGGCCGUUCGCUGGGCCGCGCUUCUGCUGAUGCUGCGCGUGGAGGAGUGGCAGAAGUGGGUGCAGAAGAAGGAUCUCCUCGUCAAAAGACUGUUAGACACCAUAGAGAACGGCGCCUGGGGCGACGCGGGCCUCGUCGGCGACAUCCUGCCGCCGCUGCUGGCGCGGUUGCCCGAGGACAUGCGGACGAAGGAGCUGUACCGCGACCUGACGAGGGCGCUCUUCACCGGUUUAGAACUAAAGAGCAUUUUGAAUUCCAAAAGCGAGCGUCAAAUUUGGAUCACGAGCGUGGCGGACUUCCUGAGGUUUCUGUCCCUUCAGAGACGCGACUACGUCACGGAAACGGUUUCGGAGGCUCACAGGACGUGGCUGCAGAAGAUAUUCGCCUCGCCGGACCCCGCGGCCCGACCGCAUCUGAUCAAGUAUUCGGUCGGCAAAAUGGCCUCUCUGGUCAAAUAUUGGAUGAGACAAUCGGCCGAGACGGGAGACGACGAGUGCGACAAGUUGAUCAGAUGCUUCUGGCAAAACUUCGGAGCGACCGUCGUCGCGCAGAUAGACGCCGUCUCGACGUCCGACGACGACGUCGCCGCUCUGCUGAACCUGCACACGAUAGCCUUCGAGUCGUUGAGCGCCGGAGACGGAAGGAGCGAGAAGGCGUUGCGCUUCGACGACGAACCGGCGCCCGAGAGACGCGACGCGGGCCCCGAGGACGAGGCCGUCGCGGAGCGGUUCGCGCGCGGCGUCACCGAGCUCCUGAGCGUCGGCUGCCGCGCGUGGCUGGACUGCGCGGAGAGCAGGCAGCUCCGCGCCGUCUUCCCGCCGCUGGUUACGGCGCUGCGCCGGCUGGGCGACGAGAGGCUGUUCGUCGAGGUGGCGCGGGCGAAGGUCGGCGGAGGCCCCUACGCGCUGUACGAGCGGCUCUGGCGCGACUGGCUCCGCGGGGAGACCCUUCGGUGCCGCGCGCUCGUGCAGCUGCUGUUUCUCGCCGCGACCCAUUUCACCGACCGUGAACUGGAACUCGCGUACGACUCUUUCGACGGGAUGUCGCCGGUCGUAGUGGAGUGGAUCGUCUCGUCGUCGCUGGAGCUGCGCCGACGGGCGGCCGACGAGUGGCUGCGGGGUCGACUCGUGGCCGCGACGCUGGUCUCGCUGAGUCGCCGUCGACGACCCGACGCGGACCGACUCGUGCUGGCCUGCCUCGAGCCUCGCGACGGAGAGGUGCGCGUGAGCGAGGAGGCCGUCGCCGGGGUGGUGCGGGCGCUGAGCGAGCCACCCGUGCGCCGUCGGGCCGCCGCUGACGUCUGCCGGACCCUGGCCGGCACCGAGCGCGCGUCCGUCGCGAUUCCUCUCGCCGAGCUGCUCUUCGACUGCAGCCUCGAUACGGUCGUCAGAGACGAAGACGGGCGUCCGGCGGAGGGCGACGAGCUCGAAGAGAGCGGAGAAGAGGGCGAAGGCUGGCGCGGCCUCUGCGGGCCUCGCCUCGCGGCGCACGCGCGGCGUCGCUUACACGCUUUGCUGGUGAACACAGACGAGAACCUCGACGCGGCCCGAAUAGAGCGCUGGGUGUCCCUCUGCCCGCCUCUGCUCGCGGCCGGCGACCCGGUCGAGGCGGCGAAGGGUCUGUUCGCCGUGGACGUCGAGAGGUCGACGAGAACGGUGGACGCCUUCGCCCUUCGCGCGGAUUUCGUCUCCGGCCGCCUGUGCUGUCCCGGCGGGGACGAACGAACCCGAGGUCUCUCGGAAAUCGUCGAAAGGGAGGAGACGGAGGACUGGAGGGACCCCGAGUCGCGAGACGUCGCUCCGUUCGUUCGGGCGCUCGUCUUUCGCGCGGGUCUGUUGCGCGAAAUGCUGAGACGCCGGAGCGGGCAGGCGGAGGCGCCGACCGGAGAGUACGUCCGAGAGGCGUUCGCGGAAGUCUUGCACGACGCGGCCUCCCUGGACUCCUUCUGCGAGGGAUACGUUCACGCCCCGUUCUACGAAAGCGUUAAACGCUGCAAGGAGCGGGUGGACGCCGCGAUCGACGAAGCGAUCUCGCUGCUUCGGGAGGAGGACGCGAAGGAGUUGGCGGAGUCUUUGACUCGACGGGCCUUCGACGCCGGCUACUACUGGGCAUUCGCCCGCAGGCUGUACCUCGACAGGACGAGGACGAAGGGGAUCGAGGGGGUCCGGGCCGAGUCCGGCGGAGACGCGGGUUCCGACGGGGCCGUCUUAGACCCGCUUCUGCUGGACGAGAUCGUGACUCGCAGUGGCUUUUUCCACGUGAUACAGGUUCAAGGCGGAGUGCGAGGACGGUACUUGGCGGCGAUCCGAGGCUGGUACUUGGCGCAGGGUUUCGCCUCCGAUCGCGCGGCCUCGGAGCGCAAAGAGCUGUUCGUGCGCAAGCUGGCCUCCGCGCUGGCGUCGUCCGGCCUCGAGCCCCUCAUGGACGACUACUACAAGUACUGCGACAAGAUGUUCAACGACAGAGACUACUGGAAAGUGCCCUGGAGCGUCGUGAGCUGCGAGAUCGCCGCGCUGGAUCUGCUGCGCGAGACGGUGGAGGCCGACGCCUGGGAGCUGGACGCCGCCACCUGGGACUUCGUCAACAUCGCGCUCUGCUCGGCGCUCGCCUCUCUGGCCGGAACGCCCUCCGACUUCCUACCUCGCAGUAAAGUGGCCGCGGCGGGUCGAGCCGCCCUCGGGCUCUUCGCGAGCGUGGCCGGAUUCGUGGAGAACGUCCGAGCCGAGAGCGAGCGCCGCCGGCCGAGCGCUCACGUCGCCUCGCUGCCCGGCGAGUGGCGGGACAUCUUCGCCCCGGCCGCCCACACCGACGUUCUGACGCUGCAGGCUCGAAUCCUCGAGCGCGCCGUCGCGCCGGGCCGAGGCCGCCCGUCGGCGGGCGAGGCGGCGCUGACGGACGCGGCGGCGGCGGCGCUUCCUUUCGUCCGCUGGGAGCUGGCGCCGGCGGCGCGACGAGACGCCGACCUGUCGCUGGAGAGGCUGACCGGCCCCGCGCUCGAGGCGCUGUCGCGCGACUCGUCGGCGCCGGUCCACCGCUUGGCCUACGCCGCGCUCGCGACUCUCGCCAAACCGCUCGUGCUCGAAGACGUGGCAAAGUUGAAAUCGGCCAGCGAGCGAGAGAGCGACGAAGAGGACGCGAAGGUCUCCCUCUCGCUCAAACCCUACCUGACGGCCCUGAAGCGACGCGCGCCCGACCUGCUGCCGGCCGACGGGCGUUCCGACGAGGAGCCCCCGGCCGAGUGGUGGGGCGGCGCCCGCGGGUUUCUCCUGACGGCGCUGGCCGCCCUCCGCCACGCCGAUCUCGCGGGACGAGAUCUCGUCCACCACUACGUGGAAUGCCUCGGGGACAGCGAGACGAUCGGGGACGUCCUGACCGUGGCCGGGCGGGCGCUCCCGGCGGAGGCGAGGCGCGCCUCGGGCCCCGACGGCGGAGCCCUGUCGCCCCGCGUCGCCGAGUAUUUCACCUCGGACCCUCCUCUCGCCGGCCCGGGUCUCUCGGCCGACGCCGACGAGCGCACGACCGCGGGGCGCGUGGCCUGCCGCGUCGUGACGUGCGCGGCGAGGAGCGCCGGGGCGGCCGUGAGGGCCCACUGGAGCGCGUCGAGUCCCCGGAUCGCCGACGCUCUUCGGCGCCUCGUCGCGCUCGCGGUCGCGCCGUCGCUGAUCGAGGAGCAGCUGCGGCGCCUCAAGGAGCGCGCGCGGGAGGACCUGGAGGACGUCGAGGUGACGGUGUCGCGCGCCGGCGGCCAGGGCGAGGUGCGGGCGAGGGCGCGCGUGGAGGAGCGCUGGGCGGAGGUGACGGUGACUCUGAGCGCCGCGCACCCUCUGGAGCCGCCUCGCGUCGAGGCGCCGCCGCAGCGUUCGCCGGCCGCUUCGCAGCUGCACUGGGUGCGCGUGUACCUGGCUAACCAGAACGGCUGGCUCGUGACGGCGCUGCGCCUGUGGAGCGAGGCCCUGCGCUGCCGCGUGGACGCCGCGGCGCAGUGCUACAUCUGCUACUGCCGCCUGCACCCGACCACCGCGCGGCUGCCCAACGUGCCCUGCCACACCUGCAACAACCGCUUCCACUCGGCCUGUCUCCGCAAAUGGUUCAAAACUAGCAAGAAGUCCAACUGUCCACUGUGUAGAACAGUGUUCUAGCUGCGUCAGUGCGUUCCUUCUACGAGUUAUCUUCUAUUUUUAAUUUUGAAACAAUUUUGUUUUAAGUCAAUUGACAAUUUUAAAAUAAAAUAAUGAAAAUAGAAAUGUCUCUC